AUGGCUUCAAUACCAGUUAACCCCAAACCAUUCUUGAACAAUCUGACCGGAAAGUCUGUGCUUGUGAAGCUUAAAUGGGGAAUGGAAUACAAAGGUUUCCUUGUCACUGUGGAUUCCUAUAUGAACUUGCAGCUUGCCAAUACUGAAGAGUUUAUCGAUGGACAAUUCACUGGAAAUCUCGGAGAGAUUUUGAUCAGAUGCAACAAUGUUCUCUAUCUUCGCGGGGUGCCGGAGGACGAAGGAAUUGUUGAUGCUCAUCAGCAACAGGAUUGA
Molecule: messenger RNA, 273 nt
Organism: Fragaria vesca subsp. vesca
Lineage: Eukaryota; Viridiplantae; Streptophyta; Magnoliopsida; Rosales; Rosaceae
Product: probable small nuclear ribonucleoprotein F-like
Exons: 1
Coding region: 1-273 (90 amino acids)
Biological process (GO): spliceosomal snRNP assembly; mRNA splicing, via spliceosome
Cellular component (GO): U1 snRNP; catalytic step 2 spliceosome
Molecular function (GO): RNA binding
Source: RefSeq, a predicted model, not a curated record